AUGUCGGCCCCACGCCAGCAGGUGUUGGGUUCGCUCACCCGGCGGCACGCAGUGAAGGUGGCGGCCGCGGUGAGUGUGGAGGCGUGCUGCCUGGCCAUAGGGAAUGCCGUGGGGCAUGAGAGCGUGUUGUCGGCCUCUAGGAUGAACAGUGCGGUGGUGGUUUUUCUUGACUCGAUUGAUAAAGCCAAUGAGUUGGUAGAACAGGGGAUAGUUGUUGACAAUGAACUUGUCCCCGUUCUUCCCCUUGCGUUACCAGCCAAGCGAGUCACUUUAUCCAAUGUCCCACCUUUCAUGAGUGAUGAUAUUCUGAGUCAAGCGCUGUCGCGGUAUGGCAAAUUAGUGUCCCGAAUAAAGAAGAUCUCUAUCAGUAGCGAUUCGCCUUUGUUAAAACAUGUUGUUUCUUUUAGGCGUUUUGUCUAUAUGAUCGUUAAUGAUGAUACUGAACUUGAUUUGUCACUUAACUUUCGAGUUGAUGAUUACGAUUAUAUUGUGUUUGUUACCACUGCUAAAAUUAAGUGUUUUGGCUGCGGCCAGCUGGGUCAUUUAGUACGAAACUGUCCGGACAAAAAUGUUGAAAAUGAGACACCGAUUGCAGAUGGAAUUUCAGCAAGCAUUGAGGCGGCUGUCGCCACCGGUGUUGCCGAGGCGGUGUUGCCGGAGUCGGGCUCUGUUGUGGCGGCGACAGCGGCGGGUUCUCCCGCUGAGGAUGUGGCUAGGCCAUCCGCUUCGCGGCAUGAGUACUCGCACUCGGAGUCCACCGGUGCGUUUUUAGAAGACGAUACGGUGGUUUCAGAAAGUUUAGAACUGCCUCAGGGAAACACAAUUAAGGACACGGUUUCGGAUAUGAUUUGUGAGACGGAUUGCGCUAGUUUGGAUGUUCAAGAGACGGUGUUUAAAGCUCCGUUAAAAAGAAAAAAGAGCGACAGGGUUAGUGAGGCUAAAAUUAGCAAGAAAAGUGUUGAGGAGGAUGUUGAGGAAACAGGCAGUGAUGCAGAAUGUCAUCGUCUGUCCGGUUCGUCUGUGGGGGGUCAGGAUCCGCGGGUCACAGACUGGUGCUCGCUGUCCAGCACUAAGCCUUCAGAGGACGGCCGGCCGGUCAGCAGCGUGUCCACCGUCUCGUCCGAGUCGUCCAUCGAGGGCCACAGCGGCAGAGCUGAGAUUGACCUGGAGCUCAGUCCUCCAGAGCCUCCAUCACCCUUCACCAGCGUCAUCAUGGCGCCCAGCCCUCAGCUCACACACAUGGAUCGUGUGGUCAUGGAGAUUAUCGAGACGGAGCGGAUGUACGUCAGGGAUCUGUGCAGCAUCAUAGAGGAUUAUCUUGUGCACAUUAUUGACACCAGGGACCUUCCCAUCAAACCGGAACAAGUGUGUUCACUUUUUGGGAAUAUUGAACACAUUUAUGAAUUCAACAGUGAGUUAUUACAGUCUUUAGACAUGUGUGCCAGUGAUCCUGUGGCCAUUGCACGCUGCUUUGUGGACAAGAGAGAGUGUUUUGAGAUCUACACGCAGUACUGUACAAACUACCCAAAUUCGGUGGCGGUGUUGACCGAGUGUCUGAGGAAUAAAUCUCUGGUGAAGUUCUUCAGGGAUCGUCAGGCGUCUCUCAAGCUCUCUCUUCCGUUGGGUUCUUACCUGCUCAAACCAGUUCAGAGGAUCCUCAGAUAUCACCUGCUGCUUCAGGAAAUCGCCAAACACUUUGACCCUGAGGAGGACGGGUACGAGGUGGUGAUCGAGGCUAUAGACAGCAUGACUGGAGUCGCCUGGUACAUCAACGACAUGAAGAGAAAACACGAGCACGCCGUGAGACUUCAGGAGAUCCAGUCUCUGCUCAUAAACUGGAAAGGUCCGGAUCUGACCACAUACGGUGAGCUGGUUCUGGAAGGAACGUUUCACGUCCACCGCGCCAAAAACGAGAGAACCCUCUUCCUGUUUGAUAAGAUGCUGCUCAUCACCAAGAAACGAGGAGAACAUUACGUCUAUAAGACUCACAUUUCGUGUUCCACACUGAUGCUGAUAGAAAGUGCCAAAGAUUCGCUGCGCUUCAGCGUGACGCAUUACAAGCAGCCCAAGCAGCCGCACACGGUUCAGGCCAGAACAGUGGAAGAGAAGAAACUGUGGGCUCAUCACAUAAAGAGACUCAUUCUGGAGAACCAUCACGCCGUUAUCCCGCAGAAAGCCAAAGAUGCCAUUCUGGACAUGGACUUGACAGGUCCAGUAAAGUACCGCUACAGUCCAGACAGGCUGAAGAAAGCGGCGUCCUGUCAGACGGAGGAUUUCUCUGCUAUGUUAAAGGAACGGAGACGCUCUGAACCAGCGAAACAAAGUGUAAGACGAACAAAAGGUAACGGCUCUAUUUACUCACAGCAGGUGUGUGCGGUUGUUUCCGCUCAUGUAGGAGACACGUAUGUGCUACUGUCCCUCGGUCGCUUUAGCAUCGACUCGACCCGUCCCUCCGGUCAUGCAGACAGCGAAGGUACUUUAUUAGUGGAUAAAGACAGUCUUUCCAUACUGUCCGCUACCAACGUCACGACUGUGAGCUCAAACCCAGAACUCAAGACUGCGUUACCUGGAAUGAUUCAGAAUGGACAAGAUCAUGAAUCCAGCACAGGCUCGCUGGAUGACAUCAAGGAACGUAGAUUUGAAGAGAAAGCAAAGAGCGCAGAGGACACCAUAGGAGGAGAUAAUGGAGAGGACGAAGAUCUGAUGGGAGUAGAGCAGGAGAGUGAUGGUUGUUUGGAAAAUUGGCCAUUGAACAAAAGCAGCCAAACACCCACUAAAGAAAAACAUGAUGAUAGUACUGAAAGUUUGUCUCUCUUCAGACAGAGCUCAACUGGGGAACGCAGUUCACAGAAGUUCUUCCCUUCCUUUAGAGAGACAGAGGAGACAGGUGUGGACCAAUCCGAUAAUUAUCCCGAAAUGUGUGAUCCAGAGAUAGUACACCUCAAUAAUAGAGGACAAGAAAUCAGAGAUAAUAUGGAGGACUGUGUUGUAUUCCCAUCACCUACUGGACUUGAAAUGAAGGAAAAAGAAGGGACUCAAGCCAGCAGUAACCUCUCAGAGUAUGUGCCGAACAUUGAGAUAGAUGUGGACGUUGAAGCACCUUGUGGCCUCUUUUCUUCACCCGUACUGGACAAGGCAAGCAAUAUCUCAGAGCAAUGUGUCUGCAGCCUCUCUCAAAGAAGCAGUCUAGGAGUCGAAGGCUCAUUUGACUUGGGCUGCCCGUCUUCUUGUUUGGAAAGUAGAAGAAGCAGUUUGCUCAGCAGUGGUGCUGAAACCAAUGAGAAAGACAAAGGGCAAGAGUUUAGACCGUCCACUCCAGAAUUAAUAACAGAGACCAUUCCUUACAGCACGUUCAUUCCAGACCAAAGAUCUGAAAAGAAACAAGACACUCUUUCCAAAAAGGACCGAUUGCUCAUACAUAAGAUUCAGCGAUACUACACACAUGCUGAGCACCAGGAUGCCAGCUUUGCCAUCAAACGCAGAGAGAGCCUUUCAUACAUCCCUGCAGGCCUAGUUCGUAAUCUCAGCCAGCAACUCAAUGACCUUACAGACGAAGAUUUGGCAUUGCACAAGAGAGCGUUUUCUGUCACAAGGCCUACUUUAUGGUCUGUCUUUAAUCUUCCAGGCUUGGGGGAUGACAAGAAAGCAAAGGAUAGCUCUGAUUUUGUGGUUCCUUCAUAUGGCAAAGAGUCCGAGCUUAGAGACCUAAGUGUAAAUGAGAAAUUCCAGCCUGCAUCUGAAAUGGUUAAAGUGUGGCAAGACAUAGAAGUGGAGAUAACUGGGACAUCUGGACAACAUCAGGACUCUGAGAAUUCCGAAAUGACUUCACCUGGUGAAGAAAAAAAAGCAGAAACCAGUAAGGUGAGCUCGGAUAGUGGAUUUGGGGAACCUCCAGUAAUAUGGGAAGAAUCUGAUGAAAACUCUACCUCAUCCCCAAUCAGCGAAAUCAUUGAAAAGGACAAGAUGCAAGAUUUUCAGAGGCAUCCAAACGAGAAACACAAGUUACAAGAGCGGCACAAGGUCAACCACCCUCCUCUACCGAAGAUCAUCUCCUUAAGGUCCUCCAAUGAAGAUGAACUCAUCCUUCAAGAUAUGGAGAAGAUGAAAAAUAAGGUGUUUCAUUUGGCCAGGCAGUACAGUCAGCGUAUCAAAAACAGCAGGCCGGUAAGGCAGAGGCCCAAGAUCUCAGAGAACUAUUUUGUGCCCAAGAACCUGUCUUCGGUGAUGGAGGUGAGACCUCCAGCAAAAGAGAAAGGCAUGCCUGACAGGCCACAGUUGCUGAACUUGAAUGAGCAGGACCUUAUCCUGGACUCUACGCCUACUAGUCCACCUUCCAGACUCUGUUCUCCUGGAAGUCCUCAAUUCCUUAAUUGCAGAUUAUAUGCCCAGAGACCACAAAGUCCCGAACAAACUGAGACCUUCCACUGGCCGGAUGUCAAAGAGUUGCGUUCCAAAUAUAACAAUCAAAGGAACGAUGUUGCAACCGCCUCCUCUCGUCCAUUCCCAGUGAGUCGUAGUACUUCCUUUCAAGAAAGAGCUCUGGAGAACAGAUCAGAGAGAUCCAGAGCAUUACGUUCUUUGUCUUGUUCAAAUUCUUUCUGCACUAUCUCAGUUCAGAGAACCACAUCCACAGAUUCUACGUGUUCCAGCAAGACCCUUGAAGGUGAAGAUUUGCCUUCACUGUGUAGAGUUAAUGCUUUUGAUUUUAGCUUGGGAUCCACUAAUGCACAUGAGCAACUGGACAGAGGUUGCAACGCUGGUCAAUAUGAGAACAACCUCAUUUUAGUUGAGAGGAUAUGCCAGGUCAAGCAUGAAGAGGGAGAUUUACUAACGGGUAGAGAGAACAAUAUUGAGAAUCAACUAUCUGAACUUGCAAAGGCAAACAGUAAAGAGCAGAACUUUAGUUCAUGGAUGGAAAAGGCAGAGAACGGCCAACAUAGUUUGGUUAAAAACCUGCGGGAGAGAUUUCAGAACCUGAGUUCUUACACAUGAGACUUAUAAUGCAAAAUAUUUACUCAGCUGGUAUUCUGAUCUCCAAAAUAUGUAAAUUGGCCACGGUUGCACAGGUUAAGCAUGAAUGUUAACCUCCAGUUAUGAAUUCUCAGCAAACCAACAGAAAAAGUAUGUGUGUGCACCUCAGAGAAUAUAUUUAUGAGAUUUGCAUUUGUAAAUAUAUGUAUAUUUGUAUUUUCUUGCCAUAUUUUAUGCAUAUUUCAUUGAGAACACUUUUUAAAGGAGCCUACUGUGGUACUGUAAUUUUUUGAAAAGUGGUUAAAUAUAUAUAUAUAUUAUUUCUUCCAGACAUUUUAAAAUAAAAAGCAAUAAGGAAGAACAUGCAAAUAGGUCAGUGCAUACGAAGUUACCAGUGCACCUGUUUUUGUUAGAUUUGUUAAAUUUGUCAUGUUUUCAGAAAAGCACUGCAAUAUUAAAUGCAAUAUGUUAGUUAUUUUGAAAGGCACUGCCUGAUGUCACUUCACUGUUUGUGUUUCGAGCACUGACCAGAGGAAAGGAAGUAAUCUCAUAUAAAGACGUCAUUCCACACUAAUGAGGAGAAAACUGGAUAUCAUAAUCAGAUUAAGCCAGAUGAUUGAUAAACAGUGACCAAAACUGAUGUAAUUUUCAAUCUGGAAUGUUUAAUGAGUUAAAAAUGGUCAAAUAAUGCUCAGUUUGCCAAUGCUGCUCUUUUUAUUUACAUUUUUUAUUUUUUUUUACAACGUUUUGUGCCGUGUCUGUCUUACUGUUGAUGAUUUCUAGUUGAUUUAAGGUCAGAUGUGAUUCCACUCAUCUGAGAAUUUACCUGCAAAAUUCUCAGCAUUAUGAGGUCAUUGAAGUUAAUGGAUAAGCAAUUUGAGCAACAUUAAUGCACAGUCACAAAAUGUGUGUUUGGGUGUCGUUUAAUGGGAGAUUUUAUAAGCUAGCUUGUUUUCGGUUGUAUUUCUCUGCUCAUUGUUAAGGUUUAUUUCCGAGCAUGACGUCACUGUUAUCUUUUAUAUUUAACCUUUUUUUAUUUAUUUGAAUUGGUGUAAAUAUGAUGCACAAUACCUCUGUAAAAAUGUCCAAUGCAUUUCCUGUUUUUCAGUCAGACUACAUUAAAAGAAGCUUUCCACACUAUAA
Messenger RNA from Carassius carassius (crucian carp), 6114 nucleotides. RefSeq names its product pleckstrin homology domain-containing family G member 3-like. Bases 1 to 4992 code for a protein of 1663 amino acids. The transcript has 18 exons. Lineage: Eukaryota; Metazoa; Chordata; Actinopteri; Cypriniformes; Cyprinidae. The record is from RefSeq and is a predicted model, not a curated record. Gene Ontology annotation, molecular function: zinc ion binding; guanyl-nucleotide exchange factor activity; nucleic acid binding.